Molecule: messenger RNA, 2554 nt
Organism: Hevea brasiliensis (rubber tree)
Lineage: Eukaryota; Viridiplantae; Streptophyta; Magnoliopsida; Malpighiales; Euphorbiaceae
Product: myosin-binding protein 7
Exons: 4
Coding region: 625-2214 (529 amino acids)
Source: RefSeq, a predicted model, not a curated record
CACGAUCUUUAUCAUAAUCACUAAUCAGCCGUUAAAUCCUUGCCUUUUCUGUUGCCCCAAAAAUACACUUUAAAUGAUAAAUACACUCUCUCUUUCUAAAUGGAAAUCGACGCGAAUAAAAAUUAACUCCAAAUAACAGACCAUUUCAGGCGAGAAAAAUGAAAAAAUUCUAGGGUUUCGAAAUCUCUCCCUCUCUCCCUCUCCCGUCGAUUUUCCUUUCCUCCAAACGUCAUUCCUGUAGUUUUUUCUUUUUCAUUUUUUCCCGGGAAAGUUGGAGGAAGUUUUACAGGUCUUAUGUGUCGUUUUCUCCGGGAAUUUCAUUUUCCCGGGAGAAUAUUAUCUCCGAAUUCGCCUUCCUCGCUAGCUUCUUCUCUGAAUCAGGCUUUUACAGGUCAUUUGCAUGUGAUUACUGAUCUCAGAUGAAAAGUAGCUGGUAAUUAGAAUUGAGGAAGGGAAGUAAUUGACGUUAAAAGAUCUGUAGAAUCAACGGGGAGAGAGAAUUUCAGAGUUCCAAAGAUAAAGACCCUCCUUUUACACGUUCAUUUUAGAUCGUUAAUUUUGUUUUCUGUAGUAAUGAUACUGAAUUGAUCUUCAAUCAUUGUAAAAUUUAAUGCUAAUUGCUUUAUGGAUUUGGAAGUACUUUCACCUACCUCUUCACCUUCACGGUCAAGGGCUUUGGUGAAAUGUUGUAAUUGUGGGUGUAGUUGUUCUUUAGUAUCUUCUUACUCCCCAGGUUCUUGGUUCCGGUCUGUGAAACGAAAAUAUAAUGAGUUCGAGGAAGGAAAUCGAUUUUAUAUACCUGGAUUUGAUCUCUUCUCAAAUCCUCGUGUGCAAAUUGAGAAUGAAUGUACUGCACUCCGUGAAACAGUUAGUAGCCAACAGCAGGCAAUACAAGAUUUAUACGCAGAACUGGAGGAGGAGAGAAAUGCCUCUUCGACGGCUGCAAAUGAGGCAAUGUCGAUGAUAUUGAGGUUGCAGAGGGAGAAGGCAGAGAUCCAAAUGGAUGCAAGGCAAUUCAAGCGUUUUGCAGAGGAGAAGAUGGCUCAUGACCAACAGGAGCUUUUGGCUUUUGAGGAUAUACUGUAUAAGAGAGAACAAACCAUUCAAUCGCUCAGUUGUGAGGUGCAGGCUUAUAAAUAUAGGAUGAUGAGUUAUGGGCUUACAGAAGCAGAGGCAGAGGGGGAGAAGGGUGAGAAAAGUGGGUUCAGCCGCAAUCCAAGUAUGGCUGAAAAUUUGGAUGCUGCCCAAUUUGAAUUUCCUGCAUACAAUUAUCCACCCUUAAAAUGCAAUUUGAAUGAGAACCCAAGUGCUUUGGAGGGCGAUGAUGAUGUUGUGGAUGUUGAGAAAUAUGCUUUUGGUGAGACUCCUCAUGCUCGGGAUCAUUUGAAGAAUUUGGAAUAUAGGAUCAAUCAGAUGGAACAAAGUCCUAGUAGCAGUCAAUUAGAUGGGGAGUCUUCUGGUUCUAAGAAUAUCCCAGAGAAGGUGAUAGUGGGUCAUUCUCCCAGGCAACCAAGAGACAGGAUGGUUUCUGCUAAUGGUUCGAGUUCAUUCAUGGGUAUGUCAAGAGAAACAGGUCCAGAUCUUGUGACAGAAUCUCCUAGUUUUAGGUUCAAUAAUAGCUUUAAGAAAAUGGAUUAUGUUUCACAGUCAGAAGACUACUCGAAUUUGAGAAAGGUGGAUAAUGCAUCAGAUUUUGCCGAUGACAUGAGUGACAGAGUUUAUACCAUUGAUUCUGUCCACAAUGGGGUACCGUAUAAUUGUGUUGCCGAUCCAAAAGCUGGAGCUGUGAUUUGUGAAGAUUAUAUAUCCACUCCAAGGGAGGGAUUAAAUCGGCCUGAUGUUAGUGAUCCUGAUGUCAAAAAGCUCUACAUGAGGCUUCAGGCACUUGAGGCUGACAGGGAAUCUAUGAGGCAUGCAAUUAUUUCAAUGCGCACUGAUAAAGCCCAGAUGGUGCUGUUGAAAGAAAUAGCUCAACAUUUGUGCAAGGAGAUGUCACCAGAAAGGCGAAUGCCUGUGAAGAAGCCAUCUCUUCUUGGAACCUUUUCCUUCUUGUCAAUUUUCAAGUGGGUUGUGUCCUUCAUUUUCUGGAGAAAGAAAGCUCGUCGAAGCAAAUAUAUGUGUGGGCUUUCAGCAAGCAAUGUUGGUCUGCUACUGCUUCUGGACAAAGGGCCUCGCACAAGGCAGUGGAGAUGUCUUACAAGUACACAAGUGUAAAACCACCAGUCAAACUUCCAUAUCCAUUGGAUGCUGAUGUUCAUAUAUGUGAGCCCAUAGUGGAUUUUGGUCACGUUGCCAUAAUUUUUCGCAUUCUCUUUCUGGAUUCAUUGCUUGCUGCUGCAGAUUUGGGUGUGCUUUGCAGUGUUAUUUCAUUUGGAUUUCUACAGAUUGAAUAUAUCUUGCUGGUUGAUCAGGGAAAGAUGGAUAUGGUAUGGGAAUGCUAGCCCAUUUAGUUUGUUCGAAUUUAGCUUGAGGUACAUGUCUCAUGACAGUCCUCUUCUGUAUAUUUCAAAUUCUUGUAUGAUUCCCACUCAAAUAUGCAAUUUGGUUUUCUUUC